Brachypodium distachyon (stiff brome) is the source of this 1160-nucleotide messenger RNA. Its product is annotated as GATA transcription factor 16. The coding region runs from base 364 to 804 and encodes 146 amino acids. The record is from RefSeq and is a predicted model, not a curated record. Gene Ontology annotation, biological process: regulation of DNA-templated transcription. The transcript is spliced from 3 exons. Gene Ontology annotation, molecular function: zinc ion binding; sequence-specific DNA binding. NCBI's taxonomy places the organism in Eukaryota, Viridiplantae, Streptophyta, Magnoliopsida, Poales, Poaceae.
CGCUUUUCUGUUUCCCUCCACACCCUCCCCCCCAUUUCGAGAUCCAAAUCCAAAUCCCUCCCCCUUUUUCUUCUCCUCCCCCCCACCCCCAUCGUCUCAUCCGCCAUUCACCCCUGCAAAUCAUCCUUCCCGCCUCUAACCCCUGCCGGGUUCUGAGCGAGUGCGGAUCGUGGCGUUAGUGGCCGAAGGGGAUUAGGGUUAGUUGUGGUGGCUAGAUCGGCCGGGGGAGCGGAGAUCUGCCGCGGAUCGGAAACCCCUAAACCCCAGGCGUCGUCCCGAUCCGCGCGGCGUGGAUCGGUGGGUUGGUUGCCGGAGCUGCGUGGAGAGGCGGUGGAGUCGGAUCGGACGAUCCUGGCGCCGGAGAUGGAUUCCCCUGUCGAGAAGGGGAGCGGAUCGCUGGAUCCCGACGACCGCACGGCCUCCGGCGAGCCCAAGGCCUGCACCGACUGCAACACCACCAAGACGCCGCUCUGGCGCGGCGGGCCCUGCGGCCCCAAGUCGCUGUGCAACGCGUGCGGGAUCCGGUACCGGAAGAAGAGGAGGGAGGCGCUUGGCCUGGAUGGGCCCAAGAGAAGGGAGACGGCGGCGUGCGCGCACACCGCCGGCGAGGGCGCGGAGCAGCCGCCGAAGAAGAAGACCAAGAGGGAGCGGGAGGAGGUGACCGUGGAGCUCCGCAUGGUGGGGUUCGGAAAGGCGGCGGUGCUCAAGCAGCGGCGGCGGAUGCGGCGGAGGAGACGCCUCGGCGAGGAGGAGAAGGCGGCCAUACUCCUCAUGGCCCUCUCCUCCGGCGUUAUCUACGCCUAGAACCAACCAACCAACCUAGCAGCAAGCAAGCAAGAGAGAACAUGAUCCCGUCAUGCCAGAGAGAUGUGGCGUCUCUACCAGCUGGUUCUAUGCUUAGUUUUCCCCCCCGGCUAAUUAGUUCGAUAAGCAAGUCAAUAAUGAAUGAUGCAGUAGCUUGUGUUCUUCCUGUCGACUUUGUUCUUGCCCAUUAGUUGUAAUGUUACCUGUAGUGUUCCAGUAGCCUGUAACGUUGCAAUGUAAGAAGAGAGCUUAUGAUCAUCUGAGUAGCUCCAGAUCUGUGCAAGUAUCCCCUUUGUUCAGCUGAAAAAACGGCUCCUUACCAGUGUUAAUGAUGAAAGCAUGCUUGUUUCCUUUCA